AUGGGACCCUGUCACAAUGGACUGUCAAAAUUUGCAGGUACUAUCACCACCACCACCACCACCACCACCACCACCACCACCACCACCACCACCACCAUACCACUUGAUGCUUCACGCUCACCCUCCCCCUCCCACAACCCCUACCCUCCCUCCUCUUCCUUCACCCCUCCAUGGUGCCGAUUCGUAGCGCUGCUGCGGAAAAUGCAGCAGGCGCACGGCACAUCAUGCACACAUGCAUGCGAGAAGGCACGUCAAGCCAAGCCCAAACACCCCACUGCUCACAACCCCUCCACCAUCCCCCCCCUCACUUUCCCCCUGCUCCUCUCACUUGCCCCCUGCUCCGCUCACUUGCCCCCUGCUCCGCUCACUUGCCCCCUGCUCCCCUCACUUGCCCCCUGCUCCCCUCACUUGCCCCCUGCUCCUCUCACUUGCCCCCUGCUCCCCUCACUUGUUCCCCCUGCUCCCCUCACUUGCCCCCUGCUCCCCUCACUUGCCCCCUGCUCCCCUCACUUGCCCCCUGUGCGCUUGAGCGAGGCGAAGAAGCCUCCUCGCCUCUCCCUGCGCCUCUGCUCGCCCUCGCCCUCCUCCUCCACCUGCGACUCGGGCACCACACAGGCACAGGGCACACAGUGGCCAGGGAAGCACCGGGGAAAAUGA
Closterium sp. Naga37s-1 is the source of this 657-nucleotide messenger RNA. The record is from the annotation of a GenBank genome assembly. NCBI's taxonomy places the organism in Eukaryota, Viridiplantae, Streptophyta, Zygnematophyceae, Desmidiales, Closteriaceae.